AUGUCCCCGAACACUUGGAUAAUCGAAAUGCCCGGGCAAAAAACGCGAUCACAUCCGUAUCCGCGGAGAAUCUCGCCCUACAGAACGGCGUCCCUGAACAGGGAUGCCUUCACCAGGGAUGGCACGGCAGUGGCAGCAGCUGUCCCGCCCAAGAACCAUGAUCAUCCCGUGUUCGAGGAGAUUCGCACUAUACUAUCCGUGCUGAAGGCCAGUGGCUUGAUGCCCAUAUACGAACAGGUGUCCAACUACGAGGUGGGACCUCCGACCAAGACCAACGAGUUCUACUCCUUCUUUGUGAGAGGCGUCGUCCACGCCCUGACCAUCUUCAAUGUCUAUAGUUUAUUCACACCGAUAUCGGCGCAGCUGUUCUUCUCCUACCGGGAGACCGACAAUGUGAACCAGUGGAUCGAGCUGCUGCUCUGCAUCCUGACCUACACCCUGACGGUUUUCGUGUGCGCCCGGAAUACCAAGAGCAUGCUGAGGAUCAUGAACGAAAUCCUCCAGCUGGACGAGGAGGUGCGUCGCCAGUUUGGCGCCAAUUUGAACCAAGACCUUGGCUUCUCGGUGAAGUUUUUGGUGGGCAUAGCCGCCUGCCAGACUUACAUCAUUGUGCUGAAAAUAUAUGCCGUCCAGGGCGAGAUCACGCCCACCUCCUAUAUACUGCUGGCCUUCUAUGCCAUCCAGAACGGGCUAACGGCCACGUAUAUAGUAUUUGCUUCGGCGCUGCUCAGAAUUGUGUAUAUCCGGUUCCAUUUCAUUAAUGAACUACUGAUCAGAUACACCUAUGGGCAGCAGCGCAAGGCCAAAGGAGGCGGAGGGAGGCGACAGCGUGGAAAUAUUAAUGGUGGCCCCCACGCCGCCCUUAUGGAGCAUUUCCCCGAGGAUUCCCUCUUCAUAUACCGCAUGCACAACAAACUGCUGCGUAUCUACAAGGGCAUCAACGAUUGCUGCAACCUGAUUCUGGUCUCCUUCCUGGGGUACUCCUUCUACACGGUCACCACCAACUGCUACAACCUCUUUGUCCAGAUCACCGCCAAGGGCAUGGUGUCGUCCAACAUUCUGCAGUGGUGCUUCGCCUGGCUCUGCCUCCACUUCUCCCUCUUGGCCCUGUUGUCCCGCAGCUGUGGCAUUACCACCAAGGAGGCCAACGCAACGUCCCAAAUACUGGCGCGGGUGUAUGCCAAGUGCAAGGAGUAUCAGAACAUCAUUGAUAAAUUCCUAACCAAGAGCAUAAAGCAGGAGGUGCAGUUCACGGCCUAUGGAUUCUUUGCCAUAGACAACUCCACGCUUUUUAAGAUAUUCUCAGCAGUCACCACUUAUCUGGUCAUCUUGAUCCAGUUCAAGCAGCUCGAGGACUCGAAAACUGAUGACCCCGUACCAGAGCAGACCUAAAUGUGUCCCCUUAAUCGUUUCACAAAUAUGUACUUAUCGUUUUUCGAUGUUGUUCUCUUGUUUAUUAGCACUUCAGGUAUUACAUCAACUUUGUUAAAUUCGAAUACGGCAGUCGAAGACAUUAAAAGUUCUUGCUUGGGCAACUUAAAA
Messenger RNA from Drosophila biarmipes, 1542 nucleotides. RefSeq names its product gustatory and pheromone receptor 32a (gene Gr32a). Gene Ontology annotation, biological process: sensory perception of taste. The coding region runs from base 1 to 1392 and encodes 463 amino acids. NCBI's taxonomy places the organism in Eukaryota, Metazoa, Arthropoda, Insecta, Diptera, Drosophilidae. The record is from RefSeq and is a predicted model, not a curated record. The transcript has 2 exons. Gene Ontology annotation, cellular component: neuronal cell body; axon; dendrite.